Messenger RNA from Gigantopelta aegis, 1844 nucleotides. RefSeq names its product arylsulfatase B-like. The transcript has 14 exons. The record is from RefSeq and is a predicted model, not a curated record. The coding region runs from base 6 to 1457 and encodes 483 amino acids. Lineage: Eukaryota; Metazoa; Mollusca; Gastropoda; Neomphalida; Peltospiridae.
UCAAGAUGGGUGUAAAACUUGGUCUGUUGUUUUCUCUGGUGUUUAUCUGCGAGUUUGUGCAUGAUGCCAGAGCCAAACCAAAUAUAGUCUUCAUAGUAACAGACGAUAUGGGUUGGAAUGACAUCGGUUUUCACAACUCUGAGAUUAAAACCCCCAACAUCGACCGACUUGCCGGCGAGGGUAUGAUCCUCAACAUGUCGUACGCACAGCCAAUCUGCACGCCGUCUCGCUCGGCAUACCUCAGUGGGUGGUACCCAUUCAAAACCGGGAUGCAGCACGCGACCAUUGAAGAUAAGCAGCCGGACUGCGCCUCGUUUCCGAGUGGAACUCUUCCACAGGCGCUAAAAACCGAGGGCUAUACGACCCGGAUGAUUGGAAAAUGGCAUCUUGGAUUUUGCAAAUGGGAAUGCACGCCUACGUAUCUUGGAUUCGAUUCCUUUUUCGGCUUCUAUAAUGGUGCGGAAGGAUUUAUGAGUCAUAAACAUGCCGGGUAUCUGGAUUUCCGUGAAGACGAGAGCGCCACCAAUAACUACAGGGGAGAGUACUCGACAACACUGUUUGGAAACAAAGCUGUUGAGAUUAUUGAGAGUCACAAUACUGCAAAUCCACUGUUCCUAUACCUCGCGUUCCAGGCCCCCCACCUACCAAUGGAUGUUCCAAGUGAAUAUGAGGACCAAUACUCGCAGGUUACGGUUGCUGGUCGACGCAAAUUCCAAGGUAUGGUCACGGCGAUCGACGAUGCUGUCAGUGACGUGUAUGAUGCGCUCGUAGCGAGGGAAAUGGAGGCAAAUACACUGAUAGUGUUCACAUCCGAUAAUGGGGGUAACCUGCAGGGUUAUGGUAACAACUGGCCUCUAAGGGGCGGCAAGGCGACGAUCUGGGAGGGGGGUACCAGGGUGCCUGGGUUUGUACACGGAUACGGCCUCCAGAACACAGGCAUCACGUGGAACGGAAUGAUCCACGCCGUUGACUGGAUGCCGACGUUCAUCACGGCAGCUAUAGGGACGCCACCCGAUGGCCUGGACGGAGUGAGUCAGUGGGACGCCUUGCAGGCCGGCGGUUCGUCUGCCAGAACUAGUUUUAUCUACAACAUCGACACCAAGAAAGUUCCAAAACAAGGAAGAGCGGCUAUUAGGAUGGGCGACUUCAAGCUGAUAGAGGGAUAUCCUGGCGCCUAUGACGGGUGGUACCAACCGUUCACAGACAGCGAGGAUAAUAUUACGACUCUCGUGUACAGAGAUAGAAAACAGAGUGACGUCAUGCUUUUCAACAUUGCAGAUGACCCAGAGGAAACAAACGACAUAUCGCUGACUGACAAUACAGGCCAGGUCGCAAAGUUAACCGAGGAACUUCACCUACAGAUGGCUAAAAUGGUUGCCCCUGUUUCCUCUGACCUAGACCCGCAGGCUGAUCCGCGGAACUAUAACGACGUGUGGUCACCGGGCUGGUGUACCUAAAUGUGAACCGGAACGGAACGACGGGCUGGUGCAACUAUGCAACCACGGAGAGGCAUUACCAUUUCUAUUACUAUGCUUAUAAUUUAUAAAACUUUUAGAGUCUAGACUCAAAACUAAAUAUUCAGAAAAUGUACAAUGUCAUGACAACGCCAUACACACUUUAAUGAAUAAAUGAACAAUUAAAUUUCUGUUACAUUCAUUACAACAUAACGUCAUCCCAUUGGUCUAGACGUAACAACGAGAGUUUGUUCAAUUCUCGAUGAACGAAAACAUUACGUCAUCAGGGAACGUCAUAUCUGAUGACGGUAUAUGGGCAAGUUGUCCUAUUGAGUGUUAUUGUUUAUGGACCCAAAAUAAUUUUUAAUAAAGUAUGAACUUUUAGUGUUA